Bactrocera dorsalis (oriental fruit fly) is the source of this 751-nucleotide messenger RNA. RefSeq lists its product as uncharacterized. Gene Ontology annotation, molecular function: nucleic acid binding; zinc ion binding. The transcript has 2 exons. The record is from RefSeq and is a predicted model, not a curated record. The coding region runs from base 67 to 618 and encodes 183 amino acids. NCBI's taxonomy places the organism in Eukaryota, Metazoa, Arthropoda, Insecta, Diptera, Tephritidae.
UUAAUUGCAAAUAAAUUAAAAGGCAAUGCGCUAAAGUGGUUACAUUCUCGAGAUGACUUGAUUUUAAUGCCAAUCGACAAGUUCUUAAAGGAAAUGAGCUCGCUGUUUGAAGAAAAAACAAGCAAUUUGAUGCUAAAGAAAAAGUUUGAAAUCAGGCAGUGGUUGACUACCGAAUCGUUUCGAGAAUAUUUCCAAGAAAAACUAAUUCUGGCAAAUAGAAUUCUAAUUGGUGAAGAUGAACUUGUAGAAUAUCUAAUUGAUGGUAUUCCGGAUAACACUUUACGUUCGCAAGCUAAAAUGCAACGAUUUCAUGACAAAUAUGAAUUGUUAGAAGCGUUUAGAAAUAUUCAAUUGCCACGAUAUAUAUCAAAGAAAAUGACAGCAGACAAUCAACAUGAGCAGUCGAAUAAUGGACAACAAACAACAAGAGUCGUGAGAUGCUACAAUUGCAACUCCGUUGGCCAUUUAGCAAGUGUAUGCCGAAAACCCAAACGAGAGCUUGGUGCUUGUCAUGUAUGCGCUGAAGUUGGCCAUUUAGCAGCAAAUUGUCCACAAAGGAAGAGCCGCCCUGUACAACAUGUCACAGAAUUGAUGGAAGGCGAUGAAUAUGAUCAUUAAUUGAUACGGGAAGCCCCAUUAGCUUUGUUCGCCAACAGUUCGUACCAGAUGUAGUAAUAAACAGAAAGAACAAUGUAUUUUUAAAAUAUAGUGGUAUAAACAAAAGUCCAUUAUCUAUUGUCGGAAAUGUAAA